AAUAAGUUGUCUGCGGGCGGACGUGCGCAUUUUUUUGUUGGUUUCAUAAAUAAUCGCAAAUACGGCAAAAAUAAGUAAAUAAAUGCAGAAUUGUAAAAUAAACAGCAACUCAAUUGCAGCCAGAUAAUGCAACGAAGUCCUACAUAACUGUUCAAUGCAACCCAUAUCGCAGUGCAAACAUGUGUGAUUAAAUAACCGAAGUCUCCUUUGGACAGUGCAUUUUGUGUUAAAUAAUUGUAUUUUUUUCUUUUAUGUUUUGUUGCGCGUACCACACAAAACUUUGCACACAUUCCGUUGGAGUUGUUGUACCCGGCACAUUUGUUAGUUGCAUUCACAGUUGCAGUUGUGUAUGCAAUAAAUAAUCGCAUCAAGUGCAGCAAUAAACAAUAUAUACAAAUAAUAAAGGGAUCCCGCUUCCGUAGCAUACAGUCGAAAUGGACGCACAUGCUCAUCACGCACACCACGCCCACGCAGAUCCCAAUGUUGAGCUGAUUGAUCAUUCCUUGCACAUGAUGGAUUCAACGACGGCGAGUCCACUACUGGUGACGCCACACGCUGAUCCCGAUAUGAGCAUGCAUGCGCAUCAUCAUCAUGCUGGUGGCACAGGCACCGGAAUGGAGCACAUGAUGUCCAUGGCGUUCCACUUUGGCUACAAUGAGACCAUAUUGUUCUCGUGGUGGCACAUCGAAACAGUGGCUGGUCUCGUUGGCUCCAUGAUCGCUAUUUUUCUGCUGGCGCUGCUCUAUGAGGGUCUCAAGUACUAUCGCGAAUAUCUGUUCUGGAAGACGUACAAUCUGCUGGAGUAUCGCCCGGUUACGGGGCCGCAACGCAAUCCCGAAGCACCCCGCAUGCCCCCUGCAGCUGCCGCAGCGCCUUCACCCGUGCAAUAUGUUGGCGAAGUUGUGCACAAGCAACCACCGACGAUGCUGUCCAUCAAUCAUUUGUACCAGACGCUGCUGCACGUGCUCCAGGUGACGCUAUCCUUCCUGCUCAUGUUAAUCUUUAUGACAUACAAUGUGUGGCUCUGCCUGAUGGUUGUGCUGGGCGCUGGCAUUGGAUAUUUUCUAUUCUGCUGGAAGAAAUCGGUCAUUGUCGAUGUGACGGAGCAUUGUCACUAGCAGCGAACUACCAGGGACACAGAUAACAACACAACCAGGGAGCCGUUCAUCCACUCCAGCCAGCUGUGUCUCACAGAUGAAGCAUCGCCAUGAGAGCAGCGAAACGGAGCCAGAAAAGACAAACAAAACAGAACUGGAACUAUAACUGGAACUGGAAACGCCUAACAACUGAAAACUGGAAAGCUGAAGUUAUCAGUGUAACGCUGAAUAAUGCCGCAUUAUCUCGAAAUGUCAACAAUCCAACACACACACACACACAUAUGUAAACACAGCAGCAUACACACAUACACAUUUUUAGGUAUCAACGUAUUUUUUUUUAUCAGUGCAAAAAGCAUUUGCCAGCGCACUCAAUUUUUAUAUACCACACCACACACAACAAACUGUGAAUUUUUUCAAAAGGAUAUUUCUAAAACUGUAUACUUACUGUAUACACUACAGCGCUUUGGGCACACAUUUAAUGCCAGCAUCAUACUUUUUUGAGGUUAAGUUUCAAAAGUGCAAAAGAACAAAAUUCAAUAAUUUUUUAAGUUGCCCAGCAAAUAUUGUAAAAAUUGUAUAAAAGAACAAGAAAAAUAGGGAAAACAAACUAAAACUAAACAGUGACAUUGUUAUUAGUUCUCAAAGUAAGUUAGUAAAAGCAAAAACAAACAAAUUUCUCAAUUUGCUCAACAUCUUUUUACUUUUUGUAUUGAUUUUUUUUUCUUUCAACAUCAAUAUUAUUAUUAUACUUAUACUUAUUUUAUACAAAAAAACAAAAAAAAACUGUUAAUAAAUGCAAUUUUUUAUUUAAAAUAUAUAUAUAUGCAUGCAUAUAUAUUUGAUAUUAUAUUCGCAGAAGACAUAAUUUUGCAAGUAUUUGGCAAUUAAUUUCUUAAUUUUGCUUUCAUAGAUGUUGAAAAUUCCGGUUUGAACAUGAUUUUGACUACCGAAAUUGAUAUAAGCAUGCAUAGAUUAUGGAAAGUUGUAGAUAUUAAAUAUAUAUAUAUAUAUAUACAGAAAAUGCAAAAAAAAAAUGCUACAGUUAAUGGCAACAAAAAAUUAUACUACUUAUAGUACAUAAUGAAAAUAUACAAAAUAAAUAUAUACAAUUGCUAAAAGAAAAUCCAA
Molecule: messenger RNA, 2225 nt
Organism: Drosophila nasuta
Lineage: Eukaryota; Metazoa; Arthropoda; Insecta; Diptera; Drosophilidae
Gene: Ctr1A
Product: Copper transporter 1A
Exons: 7
Coding region: 435-1118 (227 amino acids)
Biological process (GO): copper ion transmembrane transport
Cellular component (GO): membrane
Molecular function (GO): copper ion transmembrane transporter activity
Source: RefSeq, a predicted model, not a curated record